This is a messenger RNA of Tetrapisispora phaffii CBS 4417, 939 nucleotides long. It is a transcript of the gene CCC1, whose product is annotated as Ccc1p. Gene Ontology annotation, cellular component: fungal-type vacuole membrane. The coding region runs from base 1 to 939 and encodes 312 amino acids. The record is from RefSeq and is a predicted model, not a curated record. Gene Ontology annotation, biological process: intracellular manganese ion homeostasis. The transcript has a single exon. Lineage: Eukaryota; Fungi; Ascomycota; Saccharomycetes; Saccharomycetales; Saccharomycetaceae. Gene Ontology annotation, molecular function: iron ion transmembrane transporter activity; manganese ion transmembrane transporter activity.
AUGUCUGUUGUUGCUUUAAAGAACGCCGUUGUUAGUCUGGCAAAGGGUAGUAGAAGUGAUGACACCGAUAAGAAAUCCCUUUUGAAUAACAAUAAUAAAAGUUAUGGCUCAAACAAUAACACAGAUUUAGAAUCCAAUCAAGUAAGCACAAAUGGUGAUAAUUUGCUAAAUAAUAACAAUAACGGCGAUGCUAUGUCAAUCAAUGAUGACCCUUUUGCAAGCAAUUCUGUUAUUAAUAAGCUUUUCGGUCAAAUCGAUCCAAGAGUAAUUAGUGAUUUAAUUAUUGGUCUAUCGGAUGGUUUGACAGUUCCAUUCGCUUUAACUGCAGGUUUAUCGUCAUUAGGUGACUCCAAAUUAGUUAUCACUGGUGGUUUCGCUGAAUUGAUUUCAGGUACAAUCUCAAUGGGUUUAGGUGGUUAUUUAGGUGCAAAAUCGGAAAGUGAUUAUUUCCAUGCAGAAGUUAAAGCACAAAAGAAGUUUUUUUAUAACGAUCCAACUUUAAUUAACCAUCAAGUAGAAGAUAUUUUAUUAAGUAUCAAUGAAGAUUUCACAGACGAUACAAUUUUAUCAUUCAUCAAAGAUCUUCAAAAGAAACCACAAUUAAUGGUGGAUUUCAUUAUUAGAUACGGUAAGGGCCUGGAAGAACCGGAUCCAAAUAGACAAUUUAUCAGUGCUGCAACAAUCGGUGGUGGUUAUUUUGUAGGCGGUUUAGUACCUCUAAUACCAUAUUUCUUCGUUUCUGAAGUCGGUACAGGUUUGAUCUAUUCCAUCAUAGUCAUGAUGUUUACAUUAUUCUGGUUCGGUUAUAUUAAGAUUCAAUUAUCAAUGGGCGAUCAAUGCACAAUGCGUCAUAAGGUAUUCGAAGGUUUCCAAAUGAUCGCAGUGGGUGGUAUAGCUGCCGCAUCAGCAUGGUUUUUCGUUAAAUUAUUAGACGGUUAG